UUUCAACUUCCUAGCAUACUAUAUGAGGUCAUUAUAUGCAGACCACUAGCAAUGUUUGCAUAUGUACCUCUGGAUCUCAUACUUGGAGGAGGACAGGCCCGUUUUGAUAGAUGGCAGCUCCCCCAAGAGCUGAUGAAUCCUUAUCUUCAGUCAUCAGGAUGGGUCUCAUUCUUGAAUAGUUUGUCAAGGUACAUAAUUCAUGAACUUUUAGUCUGUGUGUGUCGGGAGGGGCAUGAGGCACUAGGUGUUACUUGGGAUGGUGCCUUUUCAUUAUCAGAUAUUUGGCUUUGCAAUGGUGGGGUAAUGAUCAAUCCCAAAGUGCCGUGUCGAAACUAUGAUGAAGAUGGUGGUCGGGCUGAUUAUCAAUCUCUUCAUUAUAUCAUCUCCACAUCUUUUUAUGACUUUUAUUCUAAGAGAUACCCACUAUACCUUGAUUCCUUGCUCUAUGAGUUAGAAACAUGUCCCGCUGCAAGAAGACAACAGCAUAGCUUUGUUACUUUUCUCGUAAACCAUCCAUCACUGAUCUCUUUUACCGAUCGAGUGGGUAUUUAUGCUUCCACCAGCACAAUGAUCCGUCAACUCCCUCGUUACCACCGUCAAAUCCUCUACACCUUGCUGAACAUUCAAGAAUAUGAUUCUUGGGGGUUAGCAGUUGAAUUCAUUCCUGAUCUGAACAGCACCUAUAAGUUUGCGAAUGUUCCUCGCUAUGGAAUAACUUUGGACUCAUGCCUACAAUUCGGGAGAAACUAUCUUAGCCAUUUUGGAACGCGAUCAUUGAAGAAUGCUGAAGCUGCCCUUGCACUUCAUCUUGAGUUUCUGUUACCAGUCGUUCUGAAGAUUAUGGUCCUUGAUUUCCAGGGACCACCUGAUUGGGACCUCCUGAGUGUGUUGGACAACACGAACGCUGACAGGAUCAAUGUGUUCUUCGGAUGACCUUCCAAUCACAUCACUGUUCUUUUGGAUCCAUAAAUUUGUCGCUGUCUUUCUUAUCCUACUGGACUGGUUUCCAUGGUAGUCUGAAUGGCAGUUUCUUUUAGUUCACAAGCUUGUUGUUUGCUGGUCGGUGUUGUCUGUAAGAUGGUAACCCUAGAGCUAGAGGUGUGACCUACUCUCUGUUUGCCAUGGAAGUUGGAACUUGAGCGCAACCGAAGGGGGAUGAACAUGUGAAACUGAAACACUGCAAUUACUGGCUAUGUUACUCUAUGGGUUCGGUUCAGCUUCUUGUGGUAUUUGGAUAAUGAUCCAGACUUAUUUACUGAACCUUGUAAUUCAUCAGAAUGGAGCAUCUGCACUGUUAAUAAUU
Setaria italica (foxtail millet) is the source of this 1303-nucleotide messenger RNA. RefSeq names its product putative zinc finger CCCH domain-containing protein 64. Lineage: Eukaryota; Viridiplantae; Streptophyta; Magnoliopsida; Poales; Poaceae. The coding region runs from base 52 to 933 and encodes 293 amino acids. The transcript is spliced from 3 exons. The record is from RefSeq and is a predicted model, not a curated record.